AUCAGACCCUUUUUUUGUCUCUCGAUUGCUGUCUCACGACCAAACUCCGAUGUGUUCCGUUAUCAGCGACCUAAAGCCUGCCAUUCCAGCACCUGUCUUGCUAGGGAUCGGUGGAUAGUAUACGAUUCAGAAAGCAGACAAGGACAUAGGAGGAGAGAGAGCUCUAGAGACAGCCAGGGAUAGGCACAGAGAGCUUUGAAGUAAUUGGAUUCAAUGGACGAAAUGCUGCUGUUGACAAGAAUUCUCUUGGUGGGCUUCAUCUGCGCUCUUUUAGUCUCCUCUGGGCUGACUUGUGGACCAGGCAGGGGCAUUGGAAAAAGGAGACACCCCAAAAAGCUGACCCCUUUAGCCUAUAAGCAGUUUAUUCCCAAUGUGGCAGAGAAGACCCUAGGGGCCAGUGGAAGAUAUGAAGGGAAGAUCACAAGAAACUCCGAGAGAUUUAAAGAACUAACCCCAAAUUACAACCCUGACAUUAUUUUUAAGGAUGAAGAGAACACGGGAGCUGACAGACUGAUGACUCAGCGCUGCAAGGACAAGCUGAACGCCCUGGCGAUCUCGGUGAUGAACCAGUGGCCCGGGGUAAAGCUGAGGGUUACCGAGGGCUGGGACGAGGACGGCCACCACUCCGAGGAGUCCUUGCACUACGAGGGCCGCGCCGUGGACAUCACCACUUCGGAUCGGGACCGCAGCAAGUACGGCAUGCUGGCCCGCCUGGCCGUCGAGGCCGGCUUCGACUGGGUCUACUACGAGUCCAAGGCACACAUCCACUGCUCCGUCAAAGCAGAAAACUCGGUGGCCGCCAAAUCUGGGGGCUGCUUCCCUGGCUCGGCCACGGUGCACCUGGAGCAAGGCGGUACCAAGCUGGUGAAGGACCUGAGACCCGGAGACAGGGUGCUGGUGGCCAACACCGAAGGCCGCCUGCUCUACAGCGACUUCCUCACCUUCCUCGACCGGGAGGACGGCUCCCACAAGCUCUUCUACGUGAUCGAGACGCGGCAGCCCCGGGCCCGGCUGCUGCUGACUGCCGCCCACCUGGUCUUCGUGGCCCCCCAGCACAACCAGUCGCAGGAGGGGACCCCCAGCAGCCGGGCGCUCUUCGCCAGCCGCGUGCGGCCGGGCCAGCGGGUCUUCGUGCUGGGCGAGGACGGGCGGCAGCUCCUGCCCGCGGCCGUGCACAGCGUGUCGCUGCGGGAGGAGGCGUCGGGGGCCUACGCCCCGCUCACCGCCCAGGGCACCAUCCUCAUCAACCGCGUGCUGGCCUCCUGCUACGCCGUCGUGGAGGAGCACAGCUGGGCACACUGGGCCUUCGCCCCCUUCCGCCUGCUCCAGGGGAUGCUGGCCGCCCUCUGCCCCUCCGGAGGGGCGUCCCCCAUGGGUGACCCCACGGCCCCCGGCAUCCACUGGUACUCUCGGCUCCUCUACCGCAUCGGCAGCUGGGUGCUGGAUAGUGACUCUCUGCACCCGCUGGGCAUGGUGGUGUCGUCCAGCUGAGAGCAUCCUGUGCCACCCCGGGCCACCUGCCGGCCUCCGAGGGAGAGACAGAGACACAGGGGGAGAGAAAGAGAGAGAGAGAGAGAGAAGAGAGAGAGAGAGAGAGAGCGAGAGAGAGAGAGAGAGAGAGGAGAAUAAAAAAGAGAAAGAAAAAAAAAAAAGAAAAGAAAAACCCAAAAGAAAAAAAAAAAAAGAAAAAAACCCCUAUUUUUAAAAGAGAGCACGGAUUAAGACUUAAAAAUAAUAAUAAUAAUAAAAUAAUAAUAAUUAAGUAGGACAGUCCAAAGUAGACUUUAAGGGAAACAAAGACCCCGGGAAGUUCUGUUCUGUUUAGUUUAUAAAUAUAUAUAUAUUUUUAUUUGUUCUUUUGUUUUGUUUGUUGGUUGUUUUUGUUGUUGGUUUUUGUUUUUCCUCCUCUCCUGGAUAUUUAUUUCUUUGGUAUUUUGAAUAGAUGUUUUAAAUGAUAUGAACCGGACCUUCAAGAGCCUUAAAUAGUUUCUUUGAUAAUUUAUUAUCAUGUGAACUGUACUCACACGGGAAAAAAUUAUUUUGUGAGGCCAAGCAAAACUGCGCAGAGUCUAUUUUUCUACAUGUCAUGUGUGUCCUGACUUUCAGAAAGCAAAAUUCUGUACUUUCCCAUCUCUCCAUUGCAUUGCUCCUUCAUUUCAGCAAGUCUAAAAAACAAGCAAACAAACAGACACACACAAAAAAGACAAACUUCAUGGGGGUCCGUAAAUUAUAUUUUUAUACACAGAAUUGUAAAUUAGAUUUUUUUGAGAGAUCAAUACUUAACUGAAUCACAUUUCGUUUUUUGAAAUAGUGUAAAAUAUGAGAAUAUAUUAUUUUAAUUUAAAUAGUUUCAAAUGUAACAUCAUUUCCUGUAUUGUUUUCCAUGUUUUGCUUUGUAAAAACACCAUUUGGCCACGUCCAUGGAAGUCAAGACUGUUACACAAACUUUUUAUUUGCAAAAACCGUAAGAAACUUUGUUAUUUUUAACUUCAAAAAAAAAGUUUAUUAGAAAAUAAUAUUUUUUAAAAAGCGCACAUGGCGGCAAUUGUGUGACGAUGGAGAUGGUAGUUUGUACAGAGAGGAGAAAAGGAUGUUUUGCAUUAAUAAAUUGAGAAAUAACUGCUGUAAAUUUACUAAAAUGUAUUUUUGAAUAUUUUGUAAUAGUUUUAAUAGUUUUAUAGAAAUAAAAUGUGCCAUGCACAGUCUGGUUAGUAUAUAAUAACUAAGAGUUCCUGGUGCAUCCCAUCUUUUUUUUUUUUUCCUUUUUGCUUAUUGUUUUAGGAAACAUGAUGCCUAAAGGAGUGCCCGUUAUUUUAUUUAGAUGUGUUGCUUAUGACAUUUCAUUUUGGUACUUUAAUUAUCGAAAAGAAUCCAUCACAUUUGAGCAUAACCUGGAAUCUCUUGUACUGACAGUAGAACCUCACUUAUUUGCACGAGCGACCGGGAGACGCGGUUUCCCUUUGCUGGAGCCCUGGCUCCCCAUCCACACUCAGGCGAUGCUCCCCUCUUCCAGCUCCAGCCCCGGCUCCGUGUCCACUUCCUGGCCUGAUCCGGAGACUGCAGACAGCUCUUAAAAUUGAUUUCUGAGGAUAUUAAAUCAAGUUUUCCCUUUGAAGUGUGUUAAUGUGAAGGCAGGCAACUGCCUUCACCUUGCGGCAGCACCGGGAUUUUAAUUGGCUUUAAUUUGGGUGCCAGAAGAUGGAAAUCUGAGGGAGAGACACUGACUUUGGUGAGUUAUCAGGGAUUCAUGUGGCAGAUGCUGGAAGAAGGAGACAGCCACCAGAUUUCACUGGUCACUUUGAGUAACAACACAGGGCUUGGGACCACCAGGAACAGAGCAAAACACCAUUUUUGCAAAACAAAGGAAAGGAUAAAGAUUUGUUCAUUUAUGCUGAGAGACAUUCCUUAGCUGUAAUGCAGGAGUCCGUCCCGAGCCACCGAUAGGUGAAGGCACUGGAGAUGUGUUUUAGGAGCUGAGUGAUGUGGCCAGUGCUGCAUCCCCUGCCUGGUCCCUGCCCCAAUCCCCGCUGAGGGGACCAUCCUUGACAGGUGCCGAUCAGUGAGGUUCUGCUGCACUGCCUGCUCCUCCACGGGGGUUUCCAGGAACCCUUUAAAAAUUUUGCAAAACAUUGUGUGUGCAUGUGCGUGUGCGUCUGCGACAGGACCGUGCCAGAAGGGAGCUUUCCUUGAAUGUCUUCUCACCUUUCCUUUGGUUUCCAUUACUUGCCGGUCUAGGACGCGCAUCCGUCGGGCAGCCUUUGCUCCAGAGACACAGCCACGUUCCCUGCUGAGAUGGACGGCAGCUCCAGCGCCUCCCCGGAAUGUUCCCACCUGUGGCCCUCUCCAGAGAUGCUCUUCCAUGAUGAAAUCCUAGGAGCUUCUGGAGUGCUGUCAGGAGCUGGUGGCUGAGCCCCAUGCGUGAGCACUGCUGUGUCAAGCCCUAAGAGAUGGAUGUGGUCUCUCCUUCCUGUCAGCCUCUAGUCCAGGACCACUUCCAACCUCCACAGCCCAGACAUGGCUGGGGUGAUGAGACUUCGGUGAGACCACCAGCGGGCUGCAGUACCAGGACAGGAACCAAGCCACCCUAAUGCCCACCUGACGUGGGGCAUCGUGGGGGACUGUGGACUGUCUGGUGGGUGCUGGGGACCUGCUGUCCACCCCAGCUCGGACUCUGCCACCUCCAUGUCUUUGGGGUCUGCUGGUGCAUUGAGGGCAGAAAAUGCAGCUGGUUUGGGGCAUGCGAGAAUGUGAUCGUGGAACAAAUGAGUCCCUGCUGUAAGAGUCUGGUCUUUGCAUGUAUGGCAGUGUCUGGGCAUCUGGGCUCUCUUACCCCUGUCUCUGAGUGGCAGCUGCCAUUUCUUAAGGCCCUUACACUCAAAAAAAUGACCGCCUUGGAAUGUGCCUUCUCCAGAGGUCAGGCAGUGGGGAUGUUUAGGGACGUCAGUGAUCAAACUUAAAGCCACUGGCUUGGGGGCUUCAGUCUAAGUUGUAACUGAGAUGUAAAUGAGCCAUCAGAAGAGAGCCCAUGCUUGUGUCAAGGGAAGGGUAUAUGCCUGGUAGGGACCAUAUCAGACAUUGCUGCAUUUAAUCUUCACCAAAAGGCCAAGAUGAGCUCAGAGCUUUGUGGUGUGAGACACGCUAAGAUGCUGUCUAGUACUAGGAUCAAGCUGUUUGGCCAAGCAAAGAAAUGCUGUGCCAUGUUCUCCACUGCACAUAUUCCAAGAGGCUUUCUGCCUUCCUCUCCCCACGUGUGUAUUCCAUCUCUUCCUCCGGCACCUCUCGUCUGGAUCACCCCUCGGUGGUGUGCGUUAGAAGUGCUUCCUUAGAUGGGCCAACCCAAACCGUAGCUACAGCUCUCGUAUGAAGGAUGUACUGUCAUAACGCUGUGCAAAACGUCUAGGAGAUGUCACUGUCCAUUUUCAGGGUCCGAGUACGGCAAUAGUUUGUAUAAAAUGUACACAUAGUGGUGGCUACAGAAUAGUUUAUGACUAAAUACAUAUCUAUUACUGUUAAAAUAAUGUAUAAGAAUGUACUUGAAGCUAUUAUC
Messenger RNA from Myiozetetes cayanensis, 5047 nucleotides. RefSeq names its product sonic hedgehog signaling molecule (gene SHH). The transcript has 3 exons. Gene Ontology annotation, molecular function: calcium ion binding; patched binding. NCBI's taxonomy places the organism in Eukaryota, Metazoa, Chordata, Aves, Passeriformes, Tyrannidae. The record is from RefSeq and is a predicted model, not a curated record. The coding region runs from base 214 to 1491 and encodes 425 amino acids. Gene Ontology annotation, biological process: cell fate specification; protein autoprocessing; regulation of gene expression.